AUGUUGCAUAGAAGGAAGCUACUAACUUUCCCACCCUAUGCAGAGACCCCAGAAUCCAACAACGGCGUGUAUACUUCCUUCAUGAAGUCUCAUCGCUGCUAUGACCUGAUUCCCACAAGUUCCAAAUUAGUUGUAUUUGAUACUUCCCUGCAGGUGAAGAAAGCUUUCUUUGCCUUGGUGACUAAUGGUGUACGAGCUGCCCCUUUGUGGGACAGUAAUAAGCAAAGUUUUGUGGGUAUGCUUACCAUCACGGACUUCAUCAAUAUCCUGCAUCGCUACUAUAAAUCAGCCUUGGUACAGAUCUAUGAACUUGAAGAACAUAAGAUAGAAACUUGGAGAGAGGUGUACCUACAGGACUCCUUUAAACCACUUGUCUGCAUUUCUCCCAAUGCCAGCUUGUUUGAUGCUGUCUCAUCAUUAAUUCGAAACAAGAUCCACAGGCUGCCAGUUAUUGAUCCAGAAUCAGGCAACACAUUGUAUAUCCUCACCCACAAGCGUAUCCUCAAGUUCCUAAAAUUAUUUGUAAGUGCUCUCAAUAAACCAGAGUUCAUGUCUAAAUCUCUGGAGGAGCUUCAGAUUGGCACCUAUGCCAACAUUGCUAUGGUCCGUACUACCACCCCUGUCUAUGUGGCUCUGGGCAUCUUUGUACAGCACCGAGUUUCUGCCCUGCCAGUGGUGGACGAGAAAGGGCGUGUGGUGGACAUCUACUCCAAGUUUGAUGUUAUUAAUCUGGCAGCAGAAAAGACCUACAAUAACCUUGAUGUGUCUGUGACCAAAGCCCUGCAACACCAAUCACACUAUUUUGAGGGUGUCCUGAAGUGCUAUCUACAUGAGACUCUCGAGACUAUCAUCAAUAGACUUGUAGAAGCAGAGGUUCAUCGACUUGUGGUGGUGGAUGAGAAUGAUGUGGUCAAGGGAAUUGUAUCUCUCUCUGACAUCCUUCAGGCCCUGGUGCUUACAGGUGGAGAGAAGAAUCCCUGA
Elephantulus edwardii (Cape elephant shrew) is the source of this 981-nucleotide messenger RNA. It is a transcript of the gene PRKAG1, whose product is annotated as protein kinase, AMP-activated, gamma 1 non-catalytic subunit. NCBI's taxonomy places the organism in Eukaryota, Metazoa, Chordata, Mammalia, Macroscelidea, Macroscelididae. Bases 1 to 981 code for a protein of 326 amino acids. The transcript is spliced from 10 exons. The record is from RefSeq and is a predicted model, not a curated record.